Molecule: messenger RNA, 6276 nt
Organism: Bipolaris zeicola 26-R-13
Lineage: Eukaryota; Fungi; Ascomycota; Dothideomycetes; Pleosporales; Pleosporaceae
Exons: 1
Coding region: 1-6276 (2091 amino acids)
Biological process (GO): secondary metabolite biosynthetic process; fatty acid biosynthetic process
Molecular function (GO): fatty acid synthase activity; phosphopantetheine binding; 3-oxoacyl-[acyl-carrier-protein] synthase activity
Source: RefSeq, a predicted model, not a curated record
AUGAAGCGACAAUGCAUGCUGUACUUCCCUGCAACUUCUCAAGACGGGCUUUCACGACUUUACAAACUGCAGCAUGCCUCGAAGUCGAAUCAUAUGUUGAAAAAAUUUCUUCAAUCAGUGCACCGGACGCUGCGAAAAGAUGUGACGGAGUUUGUGUACCCCUCGGAGAGAGCAAGGUUGGGAGACUGCGACAUCGACUUGUUCUUGCUUGCCAAACAACAGCAACGUCACCCAUACGGCCCCAUACAAAUGAUUUUGACUCUCAGCAUUCAAUUGGCCGAACUUGUGCUUCGGAUGACCUCCGACGAGAUCGAUGGCGUGUUGGCCGCCGGAGCGGGUAUCGGGCUGCUGAGCGGAGCCCUAUCCGCCGUAGUUCAUGAUUCAUGGGACGUUGUGCAGCUGUCACAAUACAUUGUCAGUCUAGCCUUCAGAUUUGGUAUCGAAUUGGAGCGUCGAGGCCGCAAUAUCGACUGUUCAGAGUCCGCUUGGGAACCCCAUGUCAUGGUGAUAGAAUCCUUGAGCCAACUCGAGUCCGAACUCAACCGUGUCAACCUCGCCACUCCGGUACAUUUGCGCGCGUACGCCGGCAUCAUUUCUGUAUCCAAUAAGACAGCAACUCUGUUCGGGCCGCCAAGUACUCUCGCCAAGUUUAAGGACCCAGAUGAGCUCAAGUCAACUUGCUUAUACGGUCCCGCCACUAUGUUCGCCCCACACCUGCAACCACUCGACGUUGUGGCAAUACUACAAUCUAUCCCUACGUCGAACUGCACAAGAUCGAUCCUUCGACCGGUAGUCUCCCCUACCGACGGCAAACCCUACGAAGCCAGUAAUUUCCAAGACCUGUUGAUCCAAGUACUCAACGAUAUUGCAGGUCGUCGUGUUGAUAUGGACUGUCUGACAGCAGGCAUAGUUGCGCAAAGAGGAGCAGAGUCUGCUGAUCUGGUUCUAUUUGGAAGUGAUCCAGAUGCACGCGAAGUAGCCAACGCGGUAUCGCUGAUUGGCCUCCCCAUUCAAACAGUCAAUAGGACGCAUAUCAGCAGCCUCAACCAGCCCACUGACGAUGCAGUCGCCGUGAUUGGCAUGGCUGGUCGUUUUCCCGAGAGUGACAAUGUCGAGGAGCUUUGGUCACUGCUAGAGAGUGGAACAUCGACGGCGAAGAAAAUCCCUCCUUCCCGAUUCUUGCCGAACGAGGAGACGGCCUGGGAUUAUACUGGUCACUUCAUCAAACGCCCUGGCGUAUUUGAUCAUGCCCUGUUUGCCAUUAGCCCUGUUGAGGCUAUGCAGAUGGACCCCAUACAACGAAUGGCAUUGCUGACUACCUACGAGGCCCUAGAAAUGGCUGGCUACUCUGGUUGUGACGCAGAAUUUGGGCCGGAUCCAUCGCGCGUAGCAGUCUUCUUUGGUCAGACUACAGACGACUGGAAGUCCAUCAAUCAGCAGCGAGGCAUCGAUAUGCACUACUUGCCUGGGUUAAACCGCAGUUUCACUCCAGGACGCAUUAGCCGGUAUUUUGGAUGGAGCGGCGGCUUUUAUAGUAUUGACACUGGCUGCUCCUCCAGUGCUACAUGUCUAUGCUUGGCCCGCGAUGCUCUCUUAUCGGGUCAGAUUGACAUGGCUAUAGUAGGUGGAGGUAACCUGCUCAACACACCCGAGUGGUACCAGGGUUUGGGCAAAGGAGGAUUUCUUUCCGCGACUGGGGCUUGCAAGACUUUUGCGGAAAGCGCUGAUGGAUACUGUCGAGGCGAAGCUGUCGGUGUCGUUGUCCUCAAACGGCAGGAGGAUGCGCUCCGAGCCAAAGACAAUAUUCUCGCAUCGAUCACCAGUGCCUCACGAAACGCGAAUGCGCGUACAAGCGCAUCAUUGACGGCACCUUCACAGAAGGCGCAAGAAGUUCUUUACGGGCAUGUACUACGAGAGACUGGCAUCUGCCCGUCCGAAGUCGAUUACGUCGAGAUGCAUGGGACCGGGACGCAGUUGGGAGAUAGUAUCGAAAUGGCAGCUGUAGCAAAUGUCCUUGCAGAGGGCCACGACCCUCAGCAUCCUCUCAUUGUAGGCGCGGUCAAGGCUAGUAUUGGUCACUCUGAAGCAGCCGCAGGUGUCGUUUCACUCAUCAAGGCUGUGCUGGUGCUUCAGAAAAAUAAGGUACCACCCCAACCUGGCUGGCCUUUUGCUUUGAAUGCAAAGUUCCACGACAUACUUGGACAGAGGAUCGCUAUUGCGAACGGCCAAGACUUUUCACGAAAUCGCCGCACUCUUAUCGUCAACUCGUUUGAUGCAGCCGGGGGGAAUGUAUCCAUGGUUGUGCAAGAUGCACUCCCAUCUUCAUAUCGAGCUUUCUGCAACAACUCUGCCGCUCCGCGGACGCCGUCACACCAAGUGGUUGUCAUAUCUGGGCACUCGAAGACCUCUUUCGAGAAUUUCCAAGCCCGUCUCCUUGACAAAUUAGCCAGUCAAUCCAACAUCGACUUGCCAAGCUUGGCCUAUUCGACGACCGCUCGACGGAUGCCUAAAAAAUAUCGCCGAUCUUUGGUGGUUGCUUCGAUUGCGGAGCUUGCAGAGAAACUAUCUGCGCCCUGUUGUCUCCAUUCGCCGAUCGACCGCGUCCAGCCAAAUAUGCUCUUCACGUUUACUGGACAAGGUGCACAAUAUGCUGGUAUGGGUGCAACCCUUUACCAAACAUUGCCAUACUUUCGUCAGCUACUGGAUUCCUAUGAGCAACAUUGCCAAAGUUAUGGACUCGGCUUCUUGAACCUCAUUACUCAGGCCGAGGAUGCCACUUUAGCGAGCGGUCAGUUCCAAGUGGCCAUCGCAGCUCUAGAAAUGGCAUUGGCAUCAUAUUUAAUGUCACUCGGACUUCAACCCGACUUCGUCAUAGGCCAUAGCAUUGGUGAAUAUGCCGCUCUAUUUGUCGCGGGUGUUCUAUCGGCAUACGAUGUUCUCUGGUUACUCCACCACCGCGCACGUCUACUCGAGCAGACAAACGAGGCUGGCACCCAUGGUAUGCUUUCUGUCAAUUUGCCGGCAUUGACGAUACAGAAGCAAUGGGGUGAAGAGUGCGAGAUCUCGUGCUAUAACACUCCAAAUCUCACUGUCGUCAGUGCUCCGAUGGCUCACAUUCUGGAUCUGGAAGCAAAGAUGAAGAACAGCGGGACUCGAGUCUCUCGGUUGAAUGUAGACUUUGCUUUCCAUUCCAGCAAGAUGGAUCCUAUUUGUGCCUCAUUUAGCGCGUUGGCGGAGCAGGUGUCUUUCCAACCCCCCAGGAUACCCGUGGCGUCCACCGUUCUCGGGAGGAUUGUUAAUCCGGGCGAAGCUAUUUUUGAUGCCUGUUACCUAGCGCGUCAUACAAGGCAAGCAGUUGAGUUCGUUGCAGCAACCCAGGCCUGCGAGGACAACGGCCUGAUCACAGAUGACACCGUCAUUGUCGAGAUCGGCCCGCAUCCGACCAGCAUCGGACUAUUGCAAGCCAGCCUCCGAGCGGCAAGACCAACAGCUGUCGCAACUCUCCAGCGCGGAAAGAUCGACUGGUAUGGCAUUUCUACUUGUCUCGCAGUCGCUCAUGAUGCUGGGAAGAAGGUAGCGUGGAACGAAUUUCACAAGCCCUAUUUAGCUCAUCUUGAGCCUCUCAGUUUACCGCAAACCUCAUUCGAUUACCGAGAGUUUUGGGAGCCGUUUCGCAAGACUAGCCCACAACCUACAACGGCGUCGUCGACGAAUUUAUUAUCAUCCACUCUUCAUCGGUUGCACUCCUUGUCAGAUGAAGGGUCCCAAACCUUAGCGGUGUUCUACUCGAGUCUUUCCGAAGCAGGUCUAUUCGAGGGUAUUAAUGGUCAUGUGGUCGACGGAAGUAGAAUCUGUCCUGCAAGCGUGUUCAUGGACAUAAUGAUGUCAGCCGCUACAUAUCUAAUGCAUGGGAAUUUGACCAAAUCGGUAACGGGCAUAGAAUUGACUGAGCUCAACAUGACCAGCCCAUUGGCCAUGGAACCCCAAGACAAGCACCAGCAAAUCCGCAUUGAAGCAAGGCUUGACAGGGGGAGUAAACAAGUCUCUGUGAAUAUUCUCGCAGCCGAAGGCGACGCUCCUCUGACUUAUGCCACUGGUCAGAUAGCGGCUGCGACAGCAGGAGAGCGGCAAGAAUGGUCCACGGAAUGGACCAAGAUCUGGCGCCUCGUAGAGUACCGGUCCCGCGAGAUUGAAUCGAUGGCAUUCUCGGAGAAGUGCAUGUUGAAUCAGAAAUUGUUCUACCACAUGUUUGCUGAGAUUGUCAACUAUGGCAAUUCAUACAGAACAAUUCGAGAGGCUUCGAUAGCAGGACACUUCUGUGACGCUGUUGCGACAUUUCAGUUCGAGAGCUGUCCUACCGACGCGUAUGCAUGCAAUCCAUUCAUGGUUGACAGUAUGGUUCAUUUGGUGGGUUUCUUGCUUAAUGCCAAACCAAGCAAACAAAGACAUUUGGUGUAUAUAUCAAAUCACAUCAAGAGCUUGCGAUUGCAUGGGGAAUUGUCACCCAACCGAGAAUACCGAAUAUACGCCUCCAUCAGAGAGUAUAUCGAGGGUGGCAUCUUUAUAUGCGAUGCGUAUGUUUUUGACGAUCCUUCUAUGUUACUCUUGUCAUGCGAAGGAAUUCGGUUUCAGCAUGUAGACAGGGCCUUAUUUAAGGCACUCACAACGCGAGUCCCGAGUCAAUCAAACGACCCGGAAGUAGCGGCCAGAGACAGUGGAUAUUGUUCCUCGAACUCACUUACACGAUCACCCAACUCGAACUCAUGCAAAGACGAGAACCCCAUUGACAUCAUCCACUCGACCAUCUCGGCCGCGACUGGACUGUCUGUUCGAGAGAUUCAUGGAGGAAAGACUUUUGGAGACCUUGGAAUCGAUUCUCAGCUAAGUAUAUCUAUCAUGGCCAGUUUGAAGAGAACUACCGGCAUCGAGCUUGCUGCAUCCCUCUUUGCGCCCACAUCGAGCAUCCUUGAUGUGCAGCGAGAGCUGGAAGUCUUGCUCCCAACUUUGGCAUCUGCAACAGAAAGAGUACGCGAAGAGAAUAAAGAUGUGCAAGCUUCCUCCCUGGAACUUGACAAUAUUCAAAAUGUCUCCAACUGUGCCGUACUCUUGCGUAUCGUGGCGUGCGCGCUCGGUAUUGAGACGGACGAGUUGCACGAUUCCAGCACGUGGCAAUCUCUUGGCCUAGACUCCAUGCAAAGUAUUCAAAUUCUCUCAGUUUUUCGAAAGCAGACUGGUAUCGAGCUCCCCGCAGCCUUUUUCUUCGAGCAUCCGAAAGUCGGCGAUGUCCGCCGACAACUGGGAUCAUGCGAAGACAAAGAGCAACAGUCAUCACCGUCAUGUCUGCCAGACCCAGCGCCACUCACCCAGGAGGAUAGUGGUCCAACCUCUCGAGCGAUUCUUCUCCAAGGCUCUGCGCAAUCGCAAGACCCCCCUCUGUUUCUUCUAACAGAUGGAUCGGGUACGGUUGAGGCCUACGUUCAUCUCGACAAGCUACCCAAUGGACGUCGGACCUAUGGUCUAGAAUCACCAUUCGUUAACAAUCCGCUCGACUAUACUAUGACUAUCUCACAAGUGGCUAAAGUGUUUAUCAAAACAAUCCGUUCUAUUCAGCCUCACGGGCCAUAUUUCGUCGGUGGAUGGUCUGUAGGCGGCAAGUAUGCCUACGAGGUAUCGCGACAGCUCUCACUCGCAAAUGAGGAGAUUGCUCUCCUGCUCAUCAUAGACACAAGACCACCCCGACCACGCCCACUCAAUAUCGUCGUCGGUUUUGGCACUCUCGAUGACAUCGGAAUGACAACGGCUCGCGGAAAGAAUUUGGCAGACGAUUUUACAGAGCGCGAACGCGACCAUUUGUACGCCUCCUGUCGUGUCCAAUCUCGUGAACAGACGCGGGCCUUCGCAGAAGAUCAGAGCCACCCGUGGAUCUGUGCCAUAUGCUGGGCAACCAAAGGUCUGAACGAACAACCGGAUCCCAACCGCCAUCGGCUAGAGGUCACACGUAAAGCAGCUAUGGGUAACGUUGAGCAGGAAGAAGAAGCAGUUGCCAAAGGCGGUAUCGAUGCAUUACGAAUGAUAUACAAAAGCUGGCUCUUCGGCAAGAGAGAAGACUUUGGCACAAAUGGGUGGGAAAGGUGGGUGGGCAGCCGAGCUGGUAUAGUUGUGGAGACAGUCGAAGCCGACCAUUUCAGUAUGGUAGCUCGACCUGACGUUGCUCAGCUAAGUCGGAUCAUUAUCCGAUUAAUCACUAAGGCUGCUGCGAAAUAUAUGAAGAAUUAG